This is a messenger RNA of Equus quagga, 3187 nucleotides long. It is a transcript of the gene BAG1, whose product is annotated as BAG cochaperone 1. Gene Ontology annotation, cellular component: cytoplasm; membrane; nucleus. The transcript is spliced from 8 exons. Gene Ontology annotation, molecular function: adenyl-nucleotide exchange factor activity; protein-folding chaperone binding. The record is from RefSeq and is a predicted model, not a curated record. Bases 1 to 1167 code for a protein of 388 amino acids. NCBI's taxonomy places the organism in Eukaryota, Metazoa, Chordata, Mammalia, Perissodactyla, Equidae. Gene Ontology annotation, biological process: protein stabilization.
AUGUGCCUAUUUCCCGAUCCUUCUUCCGGGUUUGCGGCUCAGCCUUCCGGUCAGGGGAGCUCCCGCAGGUUGGAGCGGAAUAGAGCGGGGCGGAAGCGGGCCUGCUCCGAGGGAAGGGGCCGGCUGGGCGGGCCGGCGGGAGGAGGUGCCGGGGCGGGGAAGGGCGGGGAAGUGGCCGGACGCGGGUGUCAGGCGCCGCGCUCAGCUCCCACCGCUGGGUUGCCAACAAGCGCGGGUCUGGCGGAGCGCGGUGGCGCGCGGAGAUCGCGAGGAGACCGGGAGCGGCUGGACCCCCGGCGGCGCGCCCCUCGGUCGGGCCGGGAGCCGCGCCAGUCGGUGCCGCCGGCCGAGCGCGGUCCGCCUCCCUGUCGGUCAUCGAUCCGGAGCGCGGCCGGCGGGCAUGCCGGAUCCACCAGGGGCGCCGCCGCCGGCGCUCGCAGGCCGCGGGUGAAGAAGAAAGUGCAGCCUCGCUCGGCCCGGGGUGAAGAGGUGGCCCAGAGCGAAGAGGUGACCCCGAGCGAAGAGGAGGCCCGGAGCGAGGAAAUGGCGGCAGCCGGGCUCAGCGUGACCGUCACCCACAGCAAUGAGAAGCAUGACCUACAUGUUACCCCACAAGAGGGCUGUAGCGAACCAAUUGUUCAAGACCUGGCCCAGGUUGUGGAAGAGGCCACGGGGGUCCCGCUGCCUUUUCAAAAACUCAUAUUUAAGGGAAAAUCUCUGAAAGAAAUGGAGACGCCGUUGUCAGCACUUGGAAUACAAAAUGGUUGCCGGGUUAUGUUAAUUGGGAAAAAGAACAGUCCAGAGGAAGAGGUUGAACUAAAGAAGUUGAAAGAUCUGGAGAGGUCUGUGGAGAAGAUAGCUGACCAACUGGAAGAGUUGAACAAGGAGCUUACCGGAAUCCAGCAGGGUUUUCUGGCUAAGGAUUUGCAAGCUGAAGCUCUCUGCAGACUUGAUAGGAAAGUAAAAGCCACAACUGAGCAGUUUAUGAAGAUCUUGGAGGAGAUUGACACACUGAUUCUGCCAGAAAAUUUCAAGGACAGUAGACUGAAAAGGAAGGGCCUAGUGAAGAGGGUUCAGGCAUUCCUCGCUGAGUGUGACACGGUGGAGCAGAACAUCUGCCAGGAGACGGAGCGGCUGCAGUCCACAAACUUGGCCCUGGCCGAGUGAGGUGAGGCGGCGAGAGCCUGUGCUGCCCUGAAGAACAGCGCCACCAGCUCUGCCCUGCCCGGAGCAGAAGUUACCUGACUUCUCCAGGGCUGCUGGGGACAACUGGCUGGUUGCCACUUUUCCUUCUCCUUCGCCUGCUCUCAAUGAACGAGUAUUGUCUUAUAAUCUUAAGUACAGCUCCUGUCUGUCUUCUCUCCUGUCUCUGUGGCCGUGCUCUCCCGCCUUGUCUGGAGAGCCUUGCCUCCCAAGUCUUCCCGGCUCUUCUGACCUUUGGGUGCUUGCUUUGGGUAGUGAGAGCUCUCAUUUGUCCUGGGGUAGCUGCAAGUUUAUGGGCCACCCCAGUCUUCAGAUACAUGAGGCCUUUUUGCCCUGUGGUCCCAUAGUCCUGUAGACGUGUUGCAUCUGGUCAGGAGUGUUGGGAAUGGCUCAGAGCAGGUGUUUGACGCACAGGUAGUCCAAGUCUCCCUUGUUGUGACCUAGUUUUGGGACUCGGUGGUCGGUUCACAGACCCCGUUCUCCUCUUCCAGUGACCCUGCCCAGCCACAGGCUGUGAGAUCUCAGGGGCCAUUCCUGGGGUGGGGCCUGUGGUUAAUGCCUAGACUUCCUUGUCCCCAGGCAAAUCUCUAGAAGGUUAGAACCCAGUGUCGUCUGAGUCUCUGCUUGAAACCAAGUCAGAACCAUGGCUUCGGAGGGGCAGAGAGGGGAGCCAGGGUGAGGAAAGCCGGUGGGUGAGGAAGGGAACCAUAAACCUCCCAGGAGUUCCUUCAGAGGCGUUUCUGUCAGCCAUACCCUCCUGAGAGCCUAUUUCCUUCAAGGCUGUUCUGCAUUUUGUGGCCUGCCUCCUACCCCCACUGUUAUUUUUUAAAAAAUCCAGAAAACAGUUUAUAUACACAUCAGCAAGCAGAAGAGUGUUUAAACUUCUUUUUGGAUAGAUAAAGUGGUGUUUCUCGUCGUAGCUUAUGUUUAACAAAGUUGAGAGUGGCCCUGUGUGCUAGAACUCUUUAAACGGCUCAGCUCUUCUCACCCCAUUUUUUUCCACAGUGCCCAGGAGACAGGCUCCCAAGAGGCCACUUUGAGGCCGACCUUAUUUGGCAGACAGACACUGAAAUCCAAGGAAUUUAGGGCUGCGUGGGUGGGAGUAAGGAUAAGGUGGCGGGAGGGGUGGACAAGUAGCCGAGGCUCGGGGCCCAGCCCACCCCCAACUGUAAUCAGAGCAGUUCAGUAUUCAUCUGUUUUUGUAUAGUAGCUAUGUGGCCUCGGGCCACAAUUAAUGAGAGGUUACUGUGUGCCACAUGCUGGUCUAAGGUCUUUAGGUAUAUUAGUCAUUUAAUAAUCACACAACCUAGGAGGUAGACAGAUACUACCCCAUUUUAGAGAGAAGGAAACUGAGAGAGCUUAGGGAAUUUGCUCGAGGUUCUAGAGUCAGUGGCAAGGCCAGGACAUAAAGAUGGGCAGUUUUUGCUCUUCAUCUCUACUGCCGCCCAACUGACAGGGGGUUGCUCACUCUCAUUUUCUCUAUCCCUCUCCCUCUAUUUAUCUCACAAGUUGGUCUUUCCACUUCCUCUCUGGCUCUCUCCAAUUCAUUCUCCACCCAGCAUGCUGAGUGAUCAUGAAGUACAAAUCUUACGGUGUCGGUCCCCUGCUUAGAAAGCUCCCGUGGUUCCGCAUUCCUCUUAGGAUCAAGGCCAGUGUCCUUGCCCUGCACUCCUCACAUCUCCUCUCCAGCCGCUCUCCUGUUUGCUCUCUGCUGUCAGCCACUCGGGUCUUGGUUUGGGUCCUCAGAUGCUCUGUACUCUCUCCUGACCUGGGGUCUUUGCACACAUGGUUCCUCUGCUUGGACAGCCCCCCACCCCCCUGUCCUGGACGACUCAUAUUCAGUCUUCAGAACUUAACUCAGAUAUCUCUUCCAUGGAGAAGCCUCACCUGCCGUCUGUCUGAGAAGGUAUCAAGCCCCCAGGUGACGUCCUUUUACAGCUUGCCAUGACUUUUCUUUUCUGUAUGAUAAACAGCAUUUGUCAUA